This is a messenger RNA of Fusarium redolens, 1194 nucleotides long. RefSeq lists its product as uncharacterized. Bases 1 to 1194 code for a protein of 397 amino acids. The transcript has a single exon. Lineage: Eukaryota; Fungi; Ascomycota; Sordariomycetes; Hypocreales; Nectriaceae. The record is from RefSeq and is a predicted model, not a curated record.
AUGGCUUUCAAGAUUGGAGAUCUCCUCGCCCAGAUCAGCGGUGGUGAUGAGGGGUCUACCGUACCCCCUAAACAGAAUCUGGUCCGGUCGAACACGUUACCCAAAAGGAAGGCCGACGAUGAUCCUCGAUCGAGUAUUUCGAAGGCACCUCGAGUGACCACGUUAUCCAGUACCGUGGCACCACGAACGAUACAAUCUCCUACUACUUUCUCAAGACCAAACCUCCCAUCACGACCCGCCGAUAGAUUGAUACCCUCACAACGACCCUCGAACCCCUCGAAUGGUAGUAGUAAACCUUCCGUCUUGUCGUCCAAACCCAUGAAUGGGGGUAACAGGGUCUCCAAGCCUGUUGCCCCCAGCAGACCGUCACCAGGUCCCGCAAGCGCAUCUUCUGCACCACCGAAGAAGGGCUCCUUCGCUGAGAUUCUUGCACGGGCUCAGAAGGCCCAGCAAUCGAUGGGACAAGUUGGUAAGAUCCAACACAAGAAGGUUGAAGGUGGCGCUUUGAAGAAGGUCAAGGAGGAGCCACCUGCAAAGGUCGAUCCUCGAGCAGCCAAAAAUAUGAAGCAACGUCCAGCACCUGCUCCCUCGGGCUACUCCGGCACAGCGAAACCAGGCCAAAGGCCAGCUCAACGGAAUGGCGCACCUGUGUCCGGAGCCGGAAGGGAUCCGCGUAACGGAAAGCCCCUGCCUCCGACAAAAGCAGAACGUGGCAAGGUGACCGGCAGCAAGUCAUCCUCAGGCAGAGCCGCGCCCCCUGAGGAAGAAACCAAGAAGGUGAAGAAGGCGGCCAUGGCUACAACUGGUUAUACCGGCACAGCCAGACCCAGACCAGGAGGUGACGUUGGCAAGAAGAAGAAGGAAACCCCUCGUGGCGGUGCAUUACUCAGUGCCCCACGAGCUCCUCGUCCAUCACGUUCAAAGUCACGAUUUGAAGACGAUUAUGACGAGGAUCUGGAUGAUUUUAUUGACUAUGACGAUGAAGAAGACGACGGCGGUCCACGAUAUGAUUAUGCUUCCGAUGCUUCUUCAGAUAUGGAGGCGGGCAUGGAUGAUAUCGACGACGAAGAGCGGCAAGCAGAGCGACUUGCCAAACUCGAAGAUCUCAAAGAGGAACGACUCGAGAAGCAACUCAAGGCUGAGAAGGAGGCUCGCAAGCGGCAGGCCUUGGAAGCCAUGCGUGGACGACGCUGA